Messenger RNA from Cottoperca gobio, 1185 nucleotides. RefSeq names its product substance-P receptor-like. The coding region runs from base 1 to 1185 and encodes 394 amino acids. Gene Ontology annotation, molecular function: substance P receptor activity. The record is from RefSeq and is a predicted model, not a curated record. Gene Ontology annotation, cellular component: sperm midpiece; plasma membrane. The transcript is spliced from 7 exons. Gene Ontology annotation, biological process: G protein-coupled receptor signaling pathway; positive regulation of flagellated sperm motility. NCBI's taxonomy places the organism in Eukaryota, Metazoa, Chordata, Actinopteri, Perciformes, Bovichtidae.
AUGGACCCUCUCUACAACGCCACGGACUGUAACGCCACAAGCGGGACAAACGUCUCCGUGAACUGCAGCGACGGCUUCAACCAGUUCAUCCAGCCGGUGUGGCAGAUCACACUGUGGGCUGUGGCUUACUGCAGCAUCGUCGCGGUGUCUGUUGUUGGCAACAUGGUGGUCAUCUGGAUCAUUCUGGCGCAUAAACGCAUGAGGACCGUCACCAACUAUUUCCUGGUGAACCUGGCGUUUGCAGAGGCGGCCAUGUCCGCCUUCAACACAGUGAUCAACUUUGCCUACGCUGUUCACAACGAGUGGUACUUUGGUUUGGUUUACUGUCGCUUCCACAACUUCUUCCCCAUUGCAGCCAUAUUUGCCAGCAUUUACUCCAUGACGGCCAUCGCUCUGGACAGAUACAUGGCCAUCAUCCAUCCCCUGCAGCUGAGGCUGACCUCCACAGAGACCCGCGUGGUGACGGCCGUCAUCUGGAUGCUGGCUCUGCUUCUCGCCUUCCCUCAGUACUACUUCUCGUCCACUGCGCUGCUGCCCGGACGCACAGUCUGCUACAUAGACUGGCCCGAAUACUCCACGGUGGACUUCAGGAAGAUAUACUAUGUGUGUGUGACACUGCUCAUCUACUUCCUGCCCCUUUGCAUUAUGGGAUGUGCGUACACGAUCGUGGGUGUCACCCUCUGGGCGAGUGAGAUUCCUGGAGACUCGUCUGAACACUACAAAGAACAGCUGAUUGCCAAACGCAAGGUGGUGAAGAUGAUGAUCGUGGUUGUGUGUACGUUCGCUGUGUGCUGGCUGCCCUAUCACAUCUACUUCCUCCUGCUCCAGUUCUUCCCCCAUUUAUUUGAGCAGCGCUACAUCCAGCAGGUGUACCUGACCAUCAUGUGGCUGGCCAUGAGCUCCACCAUGUACAACCCACUCAUCUACUACUGCCUCAACAGCAGGUUCAGAGCAGGUUUCCAGCAGGUAUUUUGUUGCUGUGCUCCCACCGUCGGCAAGGAGGAGCUGGAGCUCAAAUCACCGCGCUACCUGCAAACACAGGUGAGCAUAUACCGAGCCAGUCGGAUGGAGAUCGUUGUUUCCACGGCCGUCCCCCCCCCAGCAGAGGAGCAAAAGAGUGCAGCGCUGCCGUCCUGCUCCCCUCCCAGCCAGCCUCAUGUGGAGGUCACGUGGCUCAGACACUGA